AUGUUGCAGGCAGAAGAGGUAGACGACAAGGUGGCCUUGACCGCUUUCAUAGGAGGAUUCCAAACCUCCAGAUUCUUGUUUGCCCUAUCUAAAGAACCUCCCACUAGCAUGGCAGAGUUGUUGAUCAGAGCGCAGAAACACAUGAACGCUGAAGACGUUAUGAAUGCACGGAAGGGAAAGGAAGGAGAAGACAAGAAGAGGUUAGCCCCUCUCACCAGGGAUGAAAAGAAUACCAAUUAUCAAAGAUCAUUCUUCAGCCAAAGCGAUAGGACAUAUAAUGGUGAGAUAAUAGAGAAAUGGAGGAAGAGAAAAAAGGGUCAUUUUGCUGUCUACACAAAGGAAGGCAAAAGGUUUGUUGUGCCUCUCUACUAUCUGAAUCACCCCAUUUUCAGAGUGCUACUGGAGAUGGCUGAGGUAGAGUUCGGAUUGACUAUUCACGGGCCACUUCAAGUUCCAUGUGAGGAGGAACUGAUGGAAAACAUUCUGUGUUUGCUAAGGAGGAAUAAAGCACUUGUUUCAAUCACAGAUUCCAGAGGAGCUUCGAUUUCUUCGUUAUUUCCUCUCUUUCAGGCCGCCAAUCGAGGCGAGCUCAAAUCUGUGGUUAAGUAAUGGGGUUUCAUAGUUUUAGGGGCUUCGGUUGAAAUUUGUAGAACUUGCCAAUGCCAUGCUCUUGUAGACUGAAAGGAGUUCAAGAAAUAAUUCUCACACUUUUUUAAAUGAAGAUUAAAAUAGUUUCUGAAGUUUCUCUUA
Messenger RNA from Cornus florida, 750 nucleotides. RefSeq names its product auxin-responsive protein SAUR62-like. The record is from RefSeq and is a predicted model, not a curated record. The transcript has 2 exons. Bases 1 to 609 code for a protein of 202 amino acids. Lineage: Eukaryota; Viridiplantae; Streptophyta; Magnoliopsida; Cornales; Cornaceae. Gene Ontology annotation, biological process: response to auxin.